AUGAAGUCCUUUGUGUUGUGCUCUCUCAGUUUAAUAUGUUGUUUGGCGCUUUCCGUGCAAGCCGCUUAUUUCUAUGAACGUCCCGAUGGACCGGAAUUUUUAGAUGAAGAUAAAGGACGUGCUGGCCGUUGUGCGGCGCAGUGCUUCUGUGGCACACCGAAUGUCAAUCGCAUCGUUGGCGGCACACAGGUGCGUCACAACAAGUACCCCUGGACGGCGCAACUACUCAAGGGCCGUUGGCAUGCGCGUCUCUUCUGUGGCGGUUCGUUGAUUAAUGAUCGUUAUGUGCUGACGGCGGCGCAUUGUGUACAAAAUAAUCGUGAUCAGAUAACUGUAAGAUUGUUGCAAUUGGAUAGAUCAUCGGGAGAUCCUGGUAUCACUAGAAAGGUCGUCCAAACGAUUAUUCAUCCAAAUUAUGAUCAAACGCGAAUUGUAAAUGAUAUUGCCAUACUGAAGUUGGACUCGCCAGUGCCAUUUAGCAGCAGCGUGCGUCCAGUUUGUUUGCCCAAUGCCAAUCACAACUUCGAUAGGAAAGAUGCCAUUGUUGCCGGUUGGGGUUUGGUCAAGGAGGGUGGCGUCACCUCGAAUUAUCUGCAAGAGGCCAUUGUACCCAUUAUCACCAACAGCGAGUGUCGUACGACGCGUUACAAAAACAAAAUUACCGAUGUCAUGCUCUGCGCUGGCCUUGUAAAGACUGGCGGCAAGGAUGCCUGUCAGGGUGACAGUGGCGGCCCGUUGAUUGUCAAUGAAGGCAGAUACAAGUUGGCGGGUGUGGUGUCCUUUGGGUAUGGUUGCGCACAGGUAAAUGCGCCAGGCGUAUAUACGCGCGUUAGUAAAUUUAUUGAUUGGAUUAAAAUGAAUACACUUGACGGUUGCUAUUGUAGUAGUUGAAUAAUUGGGGCAGAAGAACAUAUUCAA
This is a messenger RNA of Ceratitis capitata (Mediterranean fruit fly), 918 nucleotides long. Its product is annotated as trypsin-1. The record is from RefSeq and is a predicted model, not a curated record. Gene Ontology annotation, molecular function: serine-type endopeptidase activity. The coding region runs from base 1 to 891 and encodes 296 amino acids. Gene Ontology annotation, biological process: proteolysis. The transcript has 5 exons. Lineage: Eukaryota; Metazoa; Arthropoda; Insecta; Diptera; Tephritidae.